CAGUGCCCCAGCUGGCUGGCUAGCAGCAGCGGAGAAGAUGGCUGCAGAGGGGAUUCUCAGGCCACUGUCUGAAAACAUAGCACCGAUUGUCAUGUUCAGCGACCACUAGCCAGCGUGUCAGCCCGGUUGUUCGGACUCUCCGUGGGUUCAGCUCGGUUCGGUGGGAGGUGGAUCAAACAACAUGGGGUCUCAGACUCUUCAGAUCCUCAGGCAGGGGGUCUGGGCUUCAGUCACUGGCGGAUGGUACUACGACCCCGAUCAGAAUACAUUCGUCAACGCUUUACACCUCUACAUCUGGCUCUUUCUGCUAUGUUUCCCCUUCACACUGUACAUGGCCCUGCAGCCAACCAUGGUGAUUGUGGGAAUCUACUGUGGAGUAAUCGCUGCCAUGUUCCUGCUGCUGAAGACGGUGAAUUACCGCCUCCACCAUGCCCUGGACGAGGGGGAGGUGGUGGAGAAGGCCAAGGAGAGUCAGGGCAGCAGAGGUGGCACCGAGGGGGCUAACGAUGGCGGCGUCACGCGUCGGGAGGACAGCAACGGCCCGGGGGAUCCUGGAGGGGGUAUAGAGAUGGCAGACUUCAUAAGACAAGAGACUCCUCCUGUAGACUGCAGCUCCAGGAACUCUUACAUCGGGAUGGAGUCCAACCAACAGAUAACAUCCACCCAUGGGAGAGCAGCAGUAGCCAAAGGAGACGUGGGGAAGACAUCAGACGACAUCAGUUUGACUCUGGUGGAGAGCUGCAGCCAUGAUCAUGAUUUGCUGUCAGACACAAAGAUGUACUGCCUUGUUCCCAACGACUCCUUCGCCUCUUUGCAACCCUCCACCUCCUUGUGUCCUUCGGAGCUGUCCAGAGAGCCAGCUGAUCUCUGUAACUCUGCUGCUUAUCACUUCAGCCUGUCUCACUCCUCCUGUGACACAGAGCUCACCUCUCAUGGAUCCAUACAAUCUCAGACCUUUAGAAAAGAGCUCCGUUCUCGGGGCCUCCCUCGGACCUCCAGCUCUGCAGGUUCUGCCUUCCCCGAUCCUUGUCUGCCUGACUUUGCUCUGUAUCCUCCACCCAGGAGAGGUGGCCUGGACCCUGUUUGUGAGCUGGAAACCUCCAGACCUCACAGGACGGGGGCUGAGCGGUUGUACCAGCAGGAUCCAGCUGUGCCCUCUACCUCGGGAAUAGAGUGUUACCGGCACAAAGAAGCACGCAGGGUAGCCCGCUCAGCCUCCAGGGAGGCUGGGGAAGGUAGCUCAGGACUGUACCAGGUGGAGGUGAGUGGUGGUGGUGGUGGUGGUGGUGGUGGGGGGGGGAAGGGCUCUAGUGCAGGAGGAAAGUCCCAGGGAGGGGAGCGCAGUGCCGACAGCCUGAGGAGCCUAAGCACUCGCAGCAGCGGCUCCACUGAGAGCUACUGCAGCGGCACGGACAGGGACACCAACAGCACGGUCAGCAGCUUUCACAGCGAACAGACGAGCUCCACACACGUGGAGAGCCUGCUCUCUCUUUCAGGGGACGAACGUGCGCGGGACAGAGGAGACGCUGCCUCUGCUCCUGCAGACGGCAGGACUUUGAGCCUCAGUAGCAUCAGCUCUCGAGGUCUUAACCUUCCUUCCAGGGAGGCCAAUAAAAACCCUCACGCCAACGAGCUGACUGCUAAACUGCCUGCUGACACAGCGUCACCUGCAGCCCAGGAGCAGGUAGAACCCAGCAGGGUCCCUGAGGAGCCCGGCAUCAGGACGAGCGCUGAUGGCUCCACAGGUAUAACGAUCACAGAGGCGGAGCAGGUGAAAGAUGACUCCAAACCAAAGUCAGCCAGCAUUGUUCAGAGGACUUCUUCUCUAUCCACGGGACGGAGCGGACGCCGGCGGACAGGCAAGAAAAGAGCGAGCAGCUUUGAUGCCAGCCGGCACCGGGACUACCUUUCUUUGCGUGGUAUGGCUAAGCCUUGUAGCGCUGUGUUUACUGGGGGUGGAGAGGAGGACUCCAGCGACCAGAGCGAACUCAGCUGUGCCUCCAGUCUCCACUCUGCCCACCACUUAAGCACAGACAGCUCAUCUAGCAACACCUCCCGCUCCUGCCACUCACCAGAGGGCUACUACAGGGCCCUCAAAGCCAAGCACACUACAGCCUCCUCGUCCUCUUCCACAGUCAAAGCUGCUGCAGGACACGAGACAGGAGUACAAACCAGAGGGAAGCGGCGAACCUCUCGCCGAACCCCCAGCACAGGCAGUGCCAAAACGCAUGCCAGAGUGUUGAGUUUGGACAGUGGGACAGCCGCCUGCCUUAACGAUCCCAGCCGCCUCGGAGCUCCUGCUGGGCCUCGGCCCCUCACCACCUCCAAGUCGGACUUGGAAGCCAAAGAAGGGGAAGUCCUGGACGCUGCAUCCCUGCUGGGUCGGGCCUCCCAGCUGGAAUCAGUGACUCGCUCCAGAAACAGCCUGCCCAGCCAGGCAGCUUUCUCUGAGCCUCAGGAGGCCUCUGCUGCUUCACUGCGGGCCCCGGGGAGCGAGGAGACAGUCAUAUUUCGGCGUGAGCGUAGCACGUUUCGUCGGCAGGCGGUGCGGCGGCGACACAACGCUGGCAGUAACCCAACCCCGCCCACCUCUCUGAUUGGAUCUCCUCUCAGUCUUCAGGAGGCUCUCAGCCAGGCCUCCCAGCCUUCUACUUCCCAGGUGAAAAGUCAGCCCUCCAGAACCCCGUCCCAGGUGACCGUGCUGAGCACAAGCGCCUCCCUGCUGGCCAGGAAUGGAAGCACACACCUGGAGGGUUCUCAGGACAAGGCCUCCACUGUUGGCGCUACCAGCCUGCAGGAUGACUUUGGAAAGCUCACACCGUCCUUGUAUGAGGCUGGUGGGUGUGACAUGUCCCUGGUCAACUUUGAACCUGCAACCAGACGAGCCUCCAAUAACGUAUGGGACACUGACUCCCACCUCUCCAGUUCUACCUCAGUUCGCUUCUACCCUCAUGACCUGAUCUCCCUCCCUCAGAUCCGUCUGAACCGUCUGCUCACGAUGGACCCAGAGCUGCUGGAGCAGCAGGAUGGAGAUCUGAGCCCGGAGCUCCAGGAUGCUCCGCUGGGACAGGACGACCCCGCAGCUGCCAACGCUGCUGGCAAAGCCCGGCAGUACUACCGCCUGUGGCUUCUGCCUUUCCUGUGGGUCGGCCUGCACUUUGACCGGCUCACGCUGCUGGCACUUUUUGACAGGAACCGUGAGGUUUUAGAGAAUGUGCUGGCCGUGGUGCUGGCCGUCCUGGUGGCCUUCCUGGGUUCAGUGCUGCUGGUUCAUGGCUUCUUCACUGACAUCUGGGUCUUUCAGUUCUGCCUUGUCAUUGCGAGUUGCCAGUACUCCUUAUUAAAAAGUGUUCAACCAGACUCCUCCUCCCCUCGGCAUGGUCAUAAUCGCAUCAUAGCGUACAGCCGGCCUGUCUACUUCUGCCUGUGCUGUGGACUCAUCUGGCUGCUGCACUAUGGCAGUCUGAGGACCACUUCAUCCCGCUUCACCCUCUACGGAGUCGCUCUCACCAGCUCCCUCGUCCUCGCCUCUGCUCGCGACCUCGUCAUCGUCUUCACUCUGUGCUUCCCCAUCAUUUUCUUCGUCGGCCUGCUGCCACAAGUCAACACGUUCGUCAUGUACCUCUUCGAGCAGCUGGACAUCCAUGUGUUCGGGGGCAACGCCUCCACCAGCCUGCUGUCAGCGCUCUACAGCGUGCUGCGCAGCGUCGUCACAGUCGCUCUGCUUUAUGGCUUCUGCUAUGGAGCGCUGAAGGAGACCUGGGAGCCUCACCACAUCCCGGUCUUGUUCUCCGUGUUUUGUGGCCUCUUGGUGGCGGUGUCCUAUCACCUGAGCCGGCAGAGCAGCGACCCGUCAGUGCUCAUCUCCCUAAUACAGUCCAAGAUUUUACCCAGUUUAAAAGACAAGAACCCAGAGGACCCUCUCGCAGAAGUACAGGACCCUCUGCCAGAGAAGCUCCGGGCCUCGGUGAAUGAGCGUCUGCAGUCUGACCUGAUCGUCUGCGUGGUCAUCGCCGUUCUUUACUUCGCCAUUCAUGUCAGCACUGUCUUCAUUGCACUGCAGCCUUUCCUCAGUUAUGUCCUGUAUGCACUGUUGGGGACGGUCGGCCUGCUCACACACUACCUGCUGCCUCAAGUCCGAAAGCAGCUGCCCUGGUACUGCUUCUCCCACCCGCUGCUCAAAACCAAGGAGUAUUACCAGUUUGAAGUCAGGGAUGCUGCUCAUGUGAUGUGGUUUGAAAAGCUCCACGUUUGGCUGCUGUUUGUGGAGAAGAACGUCCUCUACCCUCUCGUCAUCCUGAACGAGCUGAGCGGCAGCGCAAGAGAGCUGGCCAGUCCUAAGAGACUCGACACAGAGGUCGGCGCUCUGAUGAUCACGGUGGCGGGCCUGAAGCUGCUGCGUUCCUCGUACAGCAGCCCCACUUAUCAGUAUGUGACCAUCCUCUUCACCGUCCUCUUCUUCACCUUCGACUACCGCCAUCUGUCCGAGACACUGCUGCUCGACCUCUUCCUCAUGUCCAUCGUUUUCAGCAAGAUGUGGGAGCUCUUCUACAAACUGCACUUUGUGUACACCUACAUUGCCCCCUGGCAGAUCACAUGGGGCUCAGCCUUCCACGCCUUUGCUCAGCCCUUCGCUGUGCCUCACUCUGCCAUGCUGUUUGUUCAGGCCAUAGUAUCGGCGAUCUUCUCCACUCCCCUUAACCCUUUCCUGGGCAGCGCCAUCUUCAUCACCUCCUACGUCAGACCCGUCAAGUUCUGGGAAAGAGACUACAACACCAAGAGAGUGGACCACUCCAACACUCGUCUGGCCUCUCAGCUGGACAGAAAUCCUGGCUCUGACGACAACAACCUGAACUCCAUCUUCUACGAGCACCUGACCCGCUCCCUGCAGCACAGCCUGUGUGGAGACCUGCUGCUGGGCCGAUGGGGGAACUUCAGCACCGGGGACUGCUUCAUCCUGGCCUCCGACUACCUGAACGCUCUGGUGCAUCUCAUCGAGAUCGGGAACGGCCUGGUCACUUUUCAGCUGAGAGGACUGGAGUUCAGAGGAACUUACUGCCAGCAGAGGGAGGUGGAGGCCAUCACAGAGGGGGUGGAGGAGGACGAGGGCUGCUGCUGCUGCGAGCCCGGUCACCUCCCUCACAUCCUGUCCUUUAACGCCGCCUUUGGGCAGCGCUGGCUUGCCUGGGAGGUUCUGGUCACCAAAUACGUGCUGGAGGGCUACAGCAUCACUGACAACAGCGCCGCCUCCAUGCUGCAGGUGUUCGACUUGCGACGCAUCCUCACCACAUACUACGUCAAGGGUAUCAUCUACUAUGUGAUCGCUUCGCCCAAACUGGAGGAGUGGCUGGCUAAUGAGACCAUGAAAGACGGCCUGAGGGGGUGUGGGGAGAGGAACUACGUCGACCUGGAUCCCACCUUCAACCCCAACAUUGACGAGGACUACGACCAUCGACUGGCGGGCAUCUCCAGGGACAGUUUCUGUGGCGUCUACCUGAGCUGGAUCCAGUACUGCAACUCUAGAAGGGCCAAGCCUCUGGAAAGCGAGAAGGACUCUGCUCUGGUGCUGCUCUGCUUCGGUCUGUCUGUGCUCGGGAGGAGAGCUCUGGGAACAGCAGCACAUCACAUGUCCAGUAACCUGGAGUCUUUCCUGUACGGGCUGCAUGCGUUAUUUAAAGGAGAUUUCCGCAUCUCUUCAGUGCGAGACGAGUGGAUUUUCGCCGACAUGGAGCUGCUCAGAAAAGUCGUGGUGCCUGGAAUCCGAAUGUCUCUCAAACUACACCAGGACCACUUCACCUCUCCUGAUGAGUACGAUGAGCCAGCGGUCCUGUUUGAAGCCAUCUCCUCACAUCAGCAGAACCUGGUCAUUGCUCACGAGGGAGAUCCAGCCUGGAGGAGCGCCGUGCUGUCCAACGCUCCAUCACUCCUCGCACUCCGCCAUGUCCUCGACGAAGGAACCAACGAGUACAAAAUCAUCAUGCUUAAUCGACGAUACCUCAGCUUCCGGGUCAUAAAGGUAAAUAAAGAGUGCGUGCGAGGCCUGUGGGCGGGGCAGCAGCAGGAGCUGGUCUUUCUGAGGAACAGAAACCCGGAGCGUGGCAGCAUCCAGAACGCCAAACAGGCUCUGAGAAACAUGAUCAAUUCUUCCUGUGACCAGCCUAUCGGUUACCCCAUCUACGUCUCCCCGCUCACCACCUCCUACUGCAACUCCCACCCGCAGCUCGGACACAUCCUGGGAGGACCAAUCAGCAUCGGGAACAUCCGCAACUUUGUAGUCAGCACCUGGCACAGGUUGCGCAAAGGCUGUGGAGCUGGCUGCAACAGUGGAGGGAACAUCGAGGACUCAGACGCAGGAGGGCUGUCCUGUGGGAGUGGGAAUGGGACGGGGUUAGACUCACAGCAGAGUUCAGUGUCUCAGGGUGGGACCUCUGGACACGCCCCCUCCCAAUCCCACAGGCCGCACACACUGGGCACCAGUCAAAGUGCCCAGUCCGUGCAGUCCGGUUUGGUCCGUCACUCUCCAGCCCGAGCCUCCGUGGCCAGCCAGUCGUCCUCGUACCGUUACAGCAGCCGUCACUCCUCCCUGCGAACCUCCACCACAGGCCUGGAGCCCUGCCGACGCUCCUCCACUAGCCAGUUGUCUCUGCGCACGCUCCCCACCUCCCUGCAGCUCCGGCUGGGCUCCACCUCGGACCCCGCUGGCCCUUCCGCCUCCCUCUCCAGCCACAGCAUCCCUCCCUGCAAACGCCACACGCUGGUGGGCCUCCUGGGCAACGACGGCCUGUGCAGCACCGUUACCGACCCUCUCAGCCAGCAUCAUCAUCAUCACCACCACCCGCAGCAGCACAAUCCCACUGUCUCCACCGUGCGCAGAGACGACAUCUCCUACAGAGUACAGAUCGUGGACGUCGGUCAUGUACUGGAGAACAUCAACUUGUCAAAGAGGAAGGAGCUGCAGUGGCCUGACGAGACCAUGAGACUGAGAGCAGGUCGGACCUGCUGGAGGGACUGGAGCCCCUUAGAGGGCAUGGAAGGACAUGUGAUUCACCGGUGGGUGCCUUGUAGCCGUGACCCAGCCAAUCGCUCCCAUAUCGACAAAACCAUCCUGCUGGUCCAGGUGGAAGAUAAGCUAGUGCCCAUCAUCGAGACUGGGGUCAUUGAGUUGGGCGCAGAGGUCUGAGAAAAAGCAAGCACACACGCACACAAACACAGACUCGUAAGCUUGUGUGGAGACGAAGCCAGGCCGCAGGAGCCUGCAGACAAACAGGAAGGCGGAGCUCUCCCCCCUCCACUGUUCCUUAUCGCUGAGGGGGAAAAGGAAGCCAGGGAAAAGAGCAAGCAGAGGCAGAGCAUCCAUUCAUCCGUGAUCCUUUACUGCAUCCACACAGCCACAGUAUCUGCCUUGCUUUGCGUCUCAGAAAUGCUGCAUGACAGUAAAAAAGCAACCCUUAAGUUCAUUUUGCUCCUGGUGGUUAAUUUCUAUGCAUUUCAUCGACUCUUCUUUAGAGAGCGUGGAGAAUUUCUGUGUUUUUUGAUUGUCUUUCAAUAAUUUGCCAAAUUAAAACCUGGUGUUGAGUAUCUGCCAUGGUUUCACACACGACAUGAAAGCUUUUUAUUUUGUUGUUGUUUUUUGUUGCCAAGACGACAGAGGACAUAAGGGUGCAGAAUAAACUGAGUCAGAGACUGACGCUGCUGCACUAAACACGCUCCUCUGUUUCAUUGUCGUCAUUCCCUUUGGAUUACUUUGACAACUGCAAGAUUAGUUUGCGCAAAGAAAAAAAACUUGCACUAUAAUUUUUUUUUUGAUUCACAGCAAUGCACUACACUCUUGAAAUAAUGGUGUUUUAUUUAUUACAGACUCAAACGGCCAUGGUUACCAAUGCCUUGGGAAUGAAAAAAUGCAAUCGUCUUUUGUUUUCAGCCAUUUUUAUUUACAAUUUUAUGUUUGAUAAACUUGAAAAUAACUUUUUACUGUAUAUGAUUAUAUCUAUAUAUAGUAUAUAAAAAUAUAUAUAUAUUUACACAAAUAUAUAUAUAUAUAAUGUCAAUGUAUAAAAGAAUUUGUUUUGGAUAUUUAUUACUGUGAACAUGGUAUUUACACUUUGUUACAUCUUCUUUUUCUUUCAUUUUGGGACAAAGGUUAAUGUAUCAAGGACCAUUGGUUGAAAACAAGAUGCAGAUUUUUUGAUGGACUGUUUCACUAUUUAACUUAAUUCUUUUCUAUAUGGAGAAAUAAAAGUUUGAUUUAUUGCUGACAUCUUUAA
Cheilinus undulatus (humphead wrasse) is the source of this 8264-nucleotide messenger RNA. It is a transcript of the gene pcnx1, whose product is annotated as pecanex 1. Gene Ontology annotation, cellular component: membrane. NCBI's taxonomy places the organism in Eukaryota, Metazoa, Chordata, Actinopteri, Labriformes, Labridae. The coding region runs from base 182 to 7180 and encodes 2332 amino acids. The record is from RefSeq and is a predicted model, not a curated record. The transcript has 36 exons.